AUGUCCCUCAAUCGCGUCUCCUUCUUAGAAGGGUGGGAACGCAACCCAGCAGCAUUUCUGCGGGGCCGGGAAGAGCCCCCAUCAGAUACGGACGACGAUACUUUCCAGGACAUACCAGAUACCUCCUCCUUGUCAUCCUCAUUCCCCUCCACGUAUAGCAGACUCAAUUUCAAUCCCUAUGCGGGUCCCGGCUGGAACGAGACCGCUGAUGACCGUGAUGAUCGCCCCUCGUUGCUCGGAUCCCUGGGCCUGGGACUCUCCCCCACGACGACGCGGGAUAGCCAGGUUCGUGUGGACCCGCUUCGUCCGGCAAGUCCUGCGGCUGUGUCAGGACCACCCAAGGAUCAUCGGGAGCCGGCAUCCUGGUCAGAUACGACGGGUGCUUUUGAAGUGAGCCCCGCAAAACGUGUUGCCCAAGUAUGCUUGGCAGUAGUAUAUUGUUUUCUUGCCGCUGGAAUUGUAUUUGGGUUCGCGGCUUUGAAGCCGGUUCUCAUACGUGAGAAUGUUUAUCGCAAUCUCUGCUCCCAGCAGGAGUUGAAGGAUAACGUGGAGGUCUGUGAUGGACAAGAAAUUCGGCUAAACUUGAUGUUCACCAUCGCUGCCGUUGCUACCAAUGUCUCAGCUUUACCUAUAGGAACCAUACUGGAUGCGUAUGGCCCUCGCGUGUGCGGGAUAAUAGGCAGUAUCUGUCUGGCAGCUGGCGCAAUACUAUUUGGUAGUGCUCAUAAACUUGCAUUCGAUGGAUAUAUCCCAGGAUACCUGCUGCUAUCUCUUGGAGGUCCAUUCAUCUUCAUCUCCUCGUUCCAGCUGUCGAAUACCUUCCCGCGACGAUCUGGUCUGAUCUUGUCCAUGUUGACCGGUGCCUUUGAUGCAUCUAGCGCAUUAUUCUUGAUCUUCCGUCUUCUGAGUGAGCACACUCAAGGGAGUAUUUCAGUGCAGAAGUUCUUCAUGGUCUAUCUCCUUGCCCCAAUUUUCAUCAUUGCCGUCCAGCUCACAGUCAUGCCUGCGACCUCGUAUAAAACUACCGGCGAGCUAGUCCUCCAUGCUGAAGUGCAGGCUAUUGAAGAAAUUAACGACCGAGUCGAUGCCACGAUUCAUGACCGCCAAGAAAGCGAACGUCAACGAAAUGACCGACGUAUGCGUCGACAGAGCAUCGUCCAUCAUAUUCAAGAUCUUCUAGACGAUGACACCGCCUCCAUUGUUUCCGGUGGCAUCAAUGAAGCUGUCUUCAAUCCUCACCAGCCCUUCGUACACAAUGAUAACGAAAAUCAACCCACAAGUAGCCCGGGGGUACAGACUCCCAAGCCUCAAUUACAGCCACAACCCACACCACCCAAUACCAGCGGUGUAUGGGGUGUUCUCCAUGGCAAAUCAGCUCUAAGACAACUCGCAACGCCCUGGUUCAUACUAAUAACGCUUUUCACGAUCCUAAUGAUGUUACGCAUAAACUACUUCGUUGCAACACUGCACAGCCAGUACACAUCCCUCCUAGACCCUACUCAAGCGCGCGCCAUAAACAACAUGUUCGAUAUUCUCCUACCAGUCGGUGGUCUGGUUUCCAUCCCAUUCAUUGGAACGUUCCUCGAUAAUCUACGCACGCGUACCGUGCUAUCCAUCCUAGUCGCAACCGCAACCGCCAUCGGCGUCUUAGGUUGCAUACCACAUAGCCUCGGUGCUGCAUACGGGAAUAUCAUUCUCUUCGUACUGUACCGACCAUUCUACUAUACUGCCGUAUCAGACUACGCGGCGAAGGUAUUCGGAUUCCAGACCUUCGGUAAGGUUUACGGCUUGAUUAUUUGUCUUGCUGGUGUGGGUAACUUUGCGCAGGCAGGACUGGAUGCUAUUACUCUGGGACAGUUUGAUGGGGAUCCUGUACCGGUCAACGUUGGAUUGACCGCGGCGGUGGCUAUUGUGGGAGCAUCCCUGGUUGCAUUUGUUAGUUGGCAGACGAGCGUGUUGUUGAGCAAGGAGCAGGAGAGUCAGGUUCCGACCAGAGAUUUACAUAUUGCUACUACUAUUGGUGGUGAUAGUAUGAGGUCUGGAAAUGGAGGUCGGCAUCCGGAUGUGGUGUCGAGGGAUUGGGAAAGAGAGCCUUUGUUGAUUCCUGAGAGCGAAACACGAAGAUAUGGAUCUUGA
Penicillium malachiteum is the source of this 2136-nucleotide messenger RNA. Its product is annotated as putative MFS transporter Fmp42. Gene Ontology annotation, cellular component: fungal-type vacuole membrane. The transcript is spliced from 3 exons. The record is from RefSeq and is a predicted model, not a curated record. Lineage: Eukaryota; Fungi; Ascomycota; Eurotiomycetes; Eurotiales; Aspergillaceae. Bases 1 to 2136 code for a protein of 711 amino acids.